AUGCCCAGUGUCCCAGACCUUAUCGCCGAAUCUGACCUCAACGACCCCAAAAUCCAAACCGCCGCCCCAAACUGCCCCGUCACAUCCGAGCGUCCCCCCGCACCCUCCACCGCAACCUCCAUCCCCAACCCUGGCGUCGCGCGUGCCAACGCCGCCAUCUCAAUCGACAACCCCAAUGGCGACGCAGACUACAUCGCCAACUACGGCGACUUCGUACGCCCCCGUCCCCAAGGCGCCAGAAAGUUAAUGCUCAGAAAGCUGACAGACCAGACCCCACUCCAACAACAUGUCCUCUUCUGGGACCGCGACCACGACGGCCAGAUCUACCCGCUAGACACCUACAAGGGCUUCCGGGAGCUAGGCUUCAACAUGCUCUUCUCGCUGCUGGCAAUGCUGAUCAUCAAUCUGAAUUUCUCGUAUCCCACGCGGUUGGUGCAUUCCGUGAUCCCGGACUUGUGGUUCAGGGUUGAUGUUGGUGGGAUUUAUAAAGCCAAGGUGGGUUCGUUUGACUUGGGACGGGUUGAGAUGGGAGCUGAUGAGAGGUAUGCAAUGCAGCAUGGUUCCGAUAGCGGGACGUAUGAUCCUGAAGGACGGUUCAUCCCGCAGCAUUUCGAGGAUGUGUUUGCCAAGUAUGAUCGGGAUCACGACGGGGCGUUGACUCUUGGGGAGCUGUUUGAGAUGGUGCAGGGAAAUCGAUGUGCGAUGGAUCCGUUUGGGUGGGGUGCUGCGUUCUUUGAAUGGGGGACCACAUGGCUGUUGCUUCAGCGUGAUGGACGGGUCUACAAGGAGGAUCUGAGGGGCGUUUAUGAUGUAUGUCAUUUGUCAUUUGCAAGGAGUGAUGGUGAUGAGGGCGAGCUGACAGACAACAGGGAUCGAUAUUCUGGAAGAUCCGCGAAGAGAGGAAGAAGGGCGGUUGGAAGCAGGGGUAUGGCGUUGGAGGGGAUGGGUUCGUGGGUGCUGUCAAGAUGUAUUGAUAUCCUGCCGCGAAGAGAAGGCACUUAG
Aspergillus fumigatus Af293 is the source of this 1002-nucleotide messenger RNA. RefSeq names its product putative calcium binding protein Caleosin. The record is from RefSeq and is a predicted model, not a curated record. NCBI's taxonomy places the organism in Eukaryota, Fungi, Ascomycota, Eurotiomycetes, Eurotiales, Aspergillaceae. Bases 1 to 1002 code for a protein of 333 amino acids. Gene Ontology annotation, molecular function: monooxygenase activity; calcium ion binding. The transcript is spliced from 3 exons.